AUGCUUACUCUUACCAAAGAACACAUUGAUCAUUUGAACAAAACGCUCACUGAGCUUUCUGCGCCAGAACUAUUAACGUGGGCAGCAAUCACUUUUCCAAACUUGUACCAAACCACCGCUUUCGGACUUACUGGGUUGGUGAUUUUGGAUAUGAUCUCGAAGACCAAGUCUGUUGACUUAAUUUUCAUCGACACGUUGCACCAUUUCCCUCAGACCUACGACUUGAUUAACCAGGUGAAAGAAAAAUACAACCCAAAAUUGCACAUUUACACGCCUGUGGGCACUAAGACCGAGUCUGAAUUUGCCAAAAAACACGGCGACUCGUUGUGGGAUGUUGACGACCACCUCUACGACUUCUUGGUGAAGGUGGAGCCUGCACAAAGAGCAUACAAAGAACUUCGAGUCAAUGCAGUUCUCACUGGCAGAAGAAAGAGUCAGGGUGCAGCCCGUGCCUCUUUGCCAGUGAUUGAAUUGGAGGAGAGCAGUGGAAUCAUCAAGAUCAACCCAUUGUGGAACUGGGACUUUGAUAUGGUUAAGAAGUACAUUGAUGAGAACGAUGUGCCAUACAAUGAGUUGCUUGAUUUGGGGUACAAGUCCAUUGGAGACUGGCACUCCACUGUUCCUGUUGCUGAUGGAGAGGAUGAGAGAGCAGGUAGAUGGAAGGGUCAGGCAAAGACUGAGUGUGGUAUUCACCAGACAGGACGUUUCACAAAGUAUAUGAACGCAGCACACUGA
Messenger RNA from Sungouiella intermedia, 735 nucleotides. The record is from the annotation of a GenBank genome assembly. NCBI's taxonomy places the organism in Eukaryota, Fungi, Ascomycota, Pichiomycetes, Serinales, Metschnikowiaceae.